AUGAGCGAUCUUCAUGAUGAGGGCAUUGCCAUCGUGGGCAUGGGCAAGUCACCCCCCCCCUUAGUCCUUGCCCUCCCAAUCAAUCCAGAAUCCGGAGCUAACAAUUAUGAUCUUUACCAGCGUGUCGCCUUCCCGGAGAUCCAGAAGCUCACUCGCGGCCCCUUCCCUGAAAGCCGAUUCAAUCCUACAGCGUUCUACAACCCCCAGAAAGGGCGGCCGGGAAACAUCCGAUAUACUGAAGGCUACUGCGUUUCCAACGACCUUGAAGACUUUGACGCCGGUUUCUUCAAUGUCAAUCCAACGGAUGCCCUAUACCUUGAUCCCCAGCAACGCCAGUUGCUCGAGUGCUGCUUUGAAUGUAUGGAGUCGGGAGGCAUCACCCUUGAGAACGUUUCUGGUACUGAGACGGGGGUCUACGUUGGCAGCUUUGCCAGCGACUAUGAGACGCUUGCCUUCAAAGAGCCGGAACGCAUUGAAGGAAUGGCCGUACUUGGAAUGGGUCGGACGACUAUCAGCAACCGCGUGAGCUACAUGUAUAACCUUCACGGGCCAAGUGUGACGAUGGAUACGGCGUGUUCUUCGACACUGUACGCUUUGCACUUUGCAGUGCAAGCCCUGCGCAACGGUCAGAUCCCGGCGGCGUUUGUUGGAGGCGUUAACCUGAUCCUCACGCUUGAAUACCAUUUUGCCAUUGGACAGAUUGGGGCUCUUUCCCCAACCGCGCAGUGUCAUGCCUUCGAUGCUUCUGCUGAUGGCUACUCGCGUGGCGAAGCUAUCAAUGUUCUUUACCUCAAGCGCGUAUCUGACGCGAUUCGAGACGGUGAUCCGAUUCGCGGUGUGAUCCGUGGGUCAUCCUUGACUGCGAACGGCAAGAACAAUGGUAUCACACUUCCAAGUGCGCUUGCUCAGGAACUGGCAAUCCGAAACGCCUACGAGCACUCCGGGCCACUGGACUAUAACGCGGUUGGCUAUCUCGAAUGCCAUGGCACUGGAACCCCUGCGGGAGACCCAAUCGAAACCACAGCAAUUGCGAACGUGUUUGGUACUCACCGAGAGUGGCAUGAGCCGUUGUAUAUUGGGUCUACCAAACCGCAGGUUGGUCAUGGUGAGGCUUGCUCGGCCAUCACGAGUAUCAUGAAGGUUGCUCUGGCAAUUGAGAACGGGGUCAUCCCGGGUACGAUUGGAGUCAAGAAGCUCAAUCCUGCACUGGACCUCAGAGGGGGCGCGCUGGCCGUACUUACUCAGAAUACCCCAUGGCCAGAAGGCAAGGCGAAACGUGCAUCUAUCAACUCGUCCGGGUAUGGCGGAGCCAACGGACACGUCGUGAUUGACGGAGUCGAUGAGUAUUUCCAAAGCAUUGGCAUGCCAAACCCUUUUAGUGAGCGUUCCACUGUGGACCCGUAUGACACAAUCAUCCAGAAACGGUUUUUGUUGCCUGUCACGGGCCACGACGAGUAUUCCAUGCAGGAAGGCUUGAGUAACUUGGUGAAGGUGGUGGAGAGUCAGGCCUAUGACUUCCACGAGUUACUACACACUAUGAUUGCGCGACGCACACGCUUCCACCACCGAGGCGUCAUUCCCGUGGAGAUGACGAGCUCAAGAAGUCUGACGUUGAAAGAGCCCAUCACCGGUCGUACUAACAACAGCGUUCCGGUCAUUGCGUUUGCUUUCACUGGUCAGGGUGCCCAAUGGGCUGAGAUGGGCCGCCAGCUGCUGGACUGCUACCCGUCAGUGCAGCAGACGUUCAAGCGACUGAACUUGGCCUUGUCCCAACUCAAGGAGCGGCCAGAAUGGACGCUCGAAGAAAUCCUGCUCGAACCCGCUGAGACAAGCAGAAUCAGCAAGGUUUCCUUCUCGCAACCAAUCUGCACAGCAAUUCAGAUUGCCCUUGUUGAUUUACUUCGAGAAUGGGGUGUCAAGCCUCAAGCCACCGUCGGCCAUUCGUCUGGCGAGUUAGCUGCAGCCUACGCAGCCCAACUCAUAACAGCCGAAGAAGCCAUCAUCGCAGCCUACCUGAGAGGCGUUCACGCUACGCUGACCCAGGCACCCGGGUCAAUGAUGGCCGUCGCAAUGGGCGCGCAUGAAGCUGAGAAGUUCCUCGCGGACAAUGAGAUUUCGACCGCCGAUGUUGUUGUUGCCUGCGUGAACUCACCUCAGAGCGUCACCUUGAGUGGCAAAAUUGAGCCCAUUGACAAGCUGCAUCGAGUUCUCAAGGAACAGGCAAUUCUGUGCAAGAAGCUUCCGACGGGGGGGAAGGCGUACCAUUCCCCAAGUAUGAAGGAGGUCGGUUCUGGUUACAGUGAAGCUAUCUUGGAGGCGACCAGUCGUCCGAACGACGGUGGAGCCGUGCGCCCAAUUGCUCCAGCUCUUGAAGGUACAGAGAGACCUGUCAUGGUCUCUUCAGUGACACUGGCACAUCUCCAGCCAGGAGAUAUCGACGGAACGUACUGGCAAACCAACUUGGAGAACCCAGUUUUAUUUGAUCCUGCCAUGAAAGAGCUACUGAGUCUCAAAUUUGGACCGGAGGACCGACAUGUUGACUGCGUGAUUGAGAUCGGACCGCAUAGCGCUCUUCAGGGUCCGAUCAAGCAGAUCAUUGCGUCGCCAGAAGUUCAAGACAUUUGGAAUGCGUCGUUGGGAACCGCGGCCAAGGUGACUUACGAGCAGACACUCGAACGCGGUCAUGACGCCGAAGAGGACAUGCUACGGCUGGCAACCAGCCUCUUCAUCAAGGGAUACCCGGUGAACAUGCUUCAUGUCAACGGCCAUCUGGCUUACCGUCCAUCGAAGGUCCUUAUUGACCUUCCUAAAUAUCCAUGGAACCACCAAACCAAGCAUCCCUUGGUCGUGAACCGGGCCACAAAAGACUACAAGUUCGCCACUCAUCCCCGUCAUGAUCUCAUCGGAAGUCGCCUACCAGGAGGAAAUCGUAUGGAGCCCAUCUGGAGGAACUACCUUCGCUUAGAUGAUGUGCCGUGGAUCAAGGAUCAUGUGAUUGGCAGCGCUAUCAUCGUCCCUGGUGCGGCGUAUUUGGCUAUGGCUGUUGAGGCCGCCGCCCAAUUCGCCGAAGACACUACACUGGGCGGCCCGCCGUUCGACUUCGAGGAUGCCAAGUUCCAUCUUCAAACCGUUACCAUCAAGGCAGCUCUCGUUCUGCCAGCGAGCGGCACUGCCGACAUCAUGAUCAAUCUGCGGCCUACCGAAGCCUCCGCUGCCUCCAACCGGCUAGAGUUCAAGAUCUGCUCUGUUGCAGACGACCGGUGGAUUGAGCAUGCAGAGGGCAUCGUUUCCUUCGAGCUUACGCACGGAUCCAGAACUCAAAAGACACCUUUCAACGGGGAGACCGAAGAGCCGAUGUUCGAGCAGACUUUCAACAAGGAUGCCUGGUACGAGCGACUGAAGUACCGCGGCUUCGACUUUGGUCCCCGGUUCCGAGUGAUCGACGAGAUCCAGGUUCUGCCACAUGCGUCGCGUGCCCGUGCCCAGACUCACAUUCUCAAGACCAUGGAUCCGAGAUCCACAGAUACCAGCGAGUCCCGAUACGCGAUUCAUCCGCUAACGAUCGAUGCGGUCUUGCAGGGGCGAGUCGCCUCUGUCUACACUAGCCGUGCAGACCGAGAGGAGGCCACGCAGAUCCCUGUCUUCAUUGAGGAGAUGACAAUCAGCCCGGCAUCAUGGGCCAAGGACCAAACCGGCUUCAUUGAUAGCGUGGCCUGGACAGAAGGCGCCCGCAGUGGAGGCUCUCACUCCGCGUUGACAACGGAGAGCGGGUUCGAGAUCAUCUCCGCCAAGAACGUGAAGUGGCGCCAGUUUGAGAACCAGGGCAGCCAGGAGAAGAUGAACCAGGAUGCGACAGGGCGCGAGCCAUACUACCGCAUGCACUGGAAGCCCGACAUUGAUUUCCUCGAUACCGCUGGGGCGCACAGGCUGUACCAUAGUGAUUUCAAAUCACCUUCCGGUGCCGCGUAUCUGGAUGAGGUACAUUACAUCCGUACGCGACUGGAGACGGUGACGGUCCUCUACGUCUGUGGAGUACUAGAUAUGGUGCGCAGAGAGGAUCUCUCCACAGACCCAGAUUUGAAGUGGACUCACGGAUACUACAACUGGUUAUGUCACGUCAAGACCGAAGCGGCCGCGGGACGCAUGGUUCUGUGUGAGCCGAACGCCACCACUCUAAACCCCCAAGAGCGAGAGCAGCGGAUCAGGGAACUGUUGGCAGAGCUGCCGGAUGACUUUCCCCAGCUCGAAUUCAACGCCCUUGUCUACAACAACAUGGUUGAUAUUUUCAACGGCACCAAGGCCAGUAUUGAUCUAGCAGUGAAGGCUGAGAUUCUGGCCCGCGUGUACGCAGAUGGAUCCAUCCACGAUGCAGCCCGCAAGAACCUGGCCUCGGUGGUAGAUAUCAUGGCGCACAAGAACCCUACAAUGCGAGUGCUGGAGGUUGGAGCUGGCACAGGGAGCUGUACCAGUGUUGCACUCGAAGUGUUGAAUGCGUAUGACCGCGACAUGCCAGGCAAUUACCACCAUGCGAAGCGCUACCGCGAUUAUACCUUCACCGACAUCUCGCCGGCUUUCUUUGAGAAGGCUGAGGAGCUUUUUAGCGCUUACCCACCCAUGAUCUACCAGACGUUUGACGUGUCGGUUGACCCCGCAUCCCAAGGCUUCGAACUUGGCGCCUACGACCUCAUCCUUGCGUCCAAUGUUAUGCAUGCCCCUGGUAAUACCGAUCAGCUGUUGCGCAACUGCAGGCGGUUGCUCAAGCCAGGCGGCAAGUUGGUCAUGUUGGAGAUCACCAAGACAGAAAGUCUCUCGCCGGUGCAGUUCGCUUUUGGCACGUUGCCGAGUUUCUGGGAGUGUCUUGAUGACGUGGCUGCAGAGCGCCCCUUGGGACCAUUCCGCAGCCUCCCGUCAUGGGAGCAGCAGCUGGAAGCAUCUGGUUUCAAGGGCCUGGAUAUGGUCCUGACUGACUUUCCGAUGCCAUUGGAAUUGGAGAGUGUGAUGGUGGCAAGCACCAUUGCCGAUCCGCCCAAGCAGAAAUUGGAGCGUCUUGUGAUUGUGCAUUCCCCCAGCCAAGACGACCUGGCCCAAGCCGUCGAGCAGGAAUUCCUUCUCCAAGGCAAACUUACGGCUGAAGAUAUCAGCCACUACGCUCUUGAGUCGGUUCCUGCGGCUGAUGAACCCGUCGGUCAGAACAGCAACGCUACUUACCUAGUGCUCGAAGAGGUGCAGACGCCCGUUCUGGUUGAUAUGCAGCCGGAGCAAUUUGCCGGCCUGAAACGCCUCGUCGCAUCUGCCUCCAGUAUUCUAUGGGUGACCGGUGGAGAUCUCCUGGAAGGCCGGUACCCUGCAAUGGCUCUGGCCCAUGGUCUCAACACAGUCCUCAUGAACGAGAAUUCGACCCGCAAUCUCCGAUUUGCUGCGCUCGAUGUUGACUACAGGAAUACCAGCGAUGCCCCUGCUCUUGCCAAAGCGGUCGUGGAUGUGACCGGCACAGUCGCUGCCGCUCCAACUCGUGCCGAGUGUGAGACUGAUUUCAUGUUCAAGGAUGGAGUCUUGCAUGUCUGCCGAGUUGCUCCUGAUAUGGACCUGAACCAAGAAUUCACCCUCGACACGGGCAGUGAGGGCCGUCUGGAUCAGGAAUUUCCGACUUCGGGCAACGUCCAGCUUGCGAUGGGGACUCCUGGUUUAUUGGACACGGUCUAUUUCCGGGAAAGGCCGACUUGUGACAUGGCUCUGGACCCGGAUGAGGUGGAGGUCCACGUGCAAGCAGUCGGUCUGAACAUGAAGGACUAUGUAAUCGCCAUGGGCAAUUUCGAAAGCGUCAAGUCCAGUAACGAAAGCACGGGCUUUGUCGCGCGGGUUGGAAGUAAUGUCACGCAUCUGCAGCCUGGCGACAAGGUCAUUUGUCUCGAACGCGGACACUAUGACACUUUCCUGCGGAGCCCGGCCCUGAAGUGCCUGAAGCUCCCCGAUGAUGCAGACCUAGUGGCAAUGGCCACCGUCGGCAUUGCGCACGGAACGGCCCUCUACGCCCUGAAGUAUCUUGCUCAGCUGGAAGCCGGUGAGACCGUCCUUAUCCAGGCGGCCACUGGAGGGCUGGGACUGGCGGCCAUUCAAUAUGCGAAGUAUGUGGGCGCCGAAAUCUAUGCCACGGUAGGAACCCAGCAGAAGAAGGACUACUUGAUCAAGCAGUGUGACAUCCCGGCGGAUCACAUAUUCUGGUCCCGCUCGUUGCAGUAUAAGGAUGCUUUACUCCAAAAGACUGGCGGUCGGGGCGUUGAUGUUGUUCUCUCGACGAUAUCUGGCCCUGGCUUUCACGAAUCUCUCAAGUGCUUGGCGCCUUGUGGAAGAUUUAUUGAUGUAGGUCGUGGCAAUGUGCUGGACAAGGGCUCGAUGGGCCUGUACACGUUCGAUCGUAGCAUCAGCUUCUUCUCCUUUGAUCUCAACUUGAUUUUGGACGAAAAGCCGCGGAUCGCGCAAAGACUCAUGUCCGAUGCUUUGGGCCUUCUCGAGGAGGGUCAUAUAACUCCUAUCCGACUAGACAAGACCUUCCAUAUCACGGAGAUGGAGAGUGCGCUCCGAUACUUCGGCCAAGGACAGCAUAUCGGGAAAGUGGUACUGACGUACGGGCCCACCAGCAAUAAGAUCACCCUCAAGGGCGCUCUUCAACCGCGCGGGGUCGAUGCCCAAGCCAGCUACCUGCUGGUUGGAUGUCACGGAGGACUAGGCCACAGUAUGGCCGACUCUCUAGUUGAGCGAGGCGCCAGGAACUUGGUCUUCCUUGGCCGGUCGAGCGAGACCAAGCGGGAGAUUGCCUCCUUCUGCAAGCGGACACGGGCCAAGGGAGUGAACGUGGUGACCAUCCAAGGAGACGCCUCUAAGAUGGAAGAUGUCGAACGAGCGGUCGCCCAAGCUAUCUCCAUGGGACCACUGAGGGGAGUCGUGCAUGCGGCGAUGGUGUUGCAAGAUGCUUUCUUCGACCCCAUGACACUGGCCCAGUUUAACACAGCAGUGCGCCCUAAAGUGCAUGGUGCCCUGAAUCUCCACCGCGCCACGAUCCAAGCAAAUGCCGACCUCGACUUCUUCUUCAUGACCAGCUCAGCGGUGACGUACGUCGGACACAUCUCGCAGUCCAACUAUGCGGCGGCCAACACCGUGCUGGACAAUCUCGUGAGACAGCGUAUCCGCCGCGGCCUACCAGCGGUCACAGUCUCUCUAGGCCCGAUCAAGGGAGUCGGCACGUUGAACAACAAGCCCGAGUACGCUGAGAACCUCCUGCGUUCUGGUCUGAUUGAGGCAGAGGAAUCAGAAUUUAUUCGGCACUUUGAGCGCUUCACGACGCAUCCGCAGCCACCGUCGAAGCAGUUCGACCCGCUCACGCAGGGUCACAUCCUGACUGGCGUGGAAUAUGCUAAGCACGAUCUUAGCAUGGUCCAGGUCACACGUAUCGAGCAGGAUCGCCGCUCAGCCCUGCUCGUCACAACUCUUGAAUCCCGAAAGGCUGCGGCAGGCGGCGCCGGUCAUGGAGAUGCAGCUGCUGACGGCAGUGGUGAUGAUCAACUCGUUGCCAACCUCCCUGAAGAUCAGGACAAGGCAAUUAUCGUCCUUGCUGAAGCCAUUGGCCGCCGUCUGGCCAAGCUCCUCUUUAUUCCGCCGGAGGAUGUUGACAUUAGUCGGCCAUUCUCGCACUUCGGGCUUGACAGUAUGUCUGGCAGCGAGCUUAUUCAUUGGCUAAGCCAGAGAUUCGGUCUGGGCAUGUCAUUCCUGCAGCUGCUCGCGCCGUCUUGCACCCCGAAGAGCCUGGCAGGUACCGUGUUCGACACCCUUGUCAAGAACAAGACUGCGCAGGCAACGGACAGCGCGGGUCAUGAGAAGACCAAUGGUGCAAAUGGUACAUCGCACCAACAGGUGAAUGGUCAUUCUACGACCAACGGUGCCACUCAUGAUGGCUCCAAUGGCGUUACUCAGAACGGCAGCACCAACGGUCAUGUAGAAGAGCGAGAUGUUGUCAACGGCAGCAACGGCUCAACUACACACCGGAGCGACUCCCUGGUUGGGAAGUUCACUCAAGCAGUCCAGAAGGCCAUUGCUGAUCCUAAACCUGUUAUGCACUCCUAUGUGUGUACUGUUGUCGGUCGCCAAGGUGAGGAGCUCUACAGCCUUGCGGAAGGUGCGAUGUCGCCUGGGUCCAGCGAUAAGGCAGAUCUUGACUCGGUCUACUGCAUGGCGUCCCUCUCCAAACUCAUGACCACGGUAGGAGUCAUGAUUUGUGUCGAGCGCGGGCAGAUCUCCCUUGAUGAAGAUGUGGCUGCCAUCUUGCCGGAUCUGUGUGCGCUCCCAGUUCUCGACGGUGUCGAUUCUGAUGGGCAAUGUCGGACCAAACCCCGCACCAAGCCCAUCACGCUCCGCUUGCUGAUGAGCCACCAAAGCGGUUGUGGCUAUGACGAGAGCCCUGGUUUGCCACGAUGGGCGCGACAGAACGGUAUCACAGCUCGCACGUUCGACAGCGACUUUGAAGCCAUGAAGACCUACCCACUCCUCUUCGAGCCAGGCGAGGGCUGGAUGUACGGGUCCGGCAUGGACUGGGCAGGCGAGCUCAUCGCACGCAUCAACAACACCACCCUCGAGGACUUCCUCCGCACCAAUGUCUGGGGACGCCUCGGCAUGACCUCCACAACCUUCCACCCAGAGCACCACCCCGACAUCCUGCGCCGAAUCGUCCCCACAUACGAACGAACAGACGACCAAGGCCUCGCCCCGCGCGAACCCCUCUCCCGCAUCCCAGCGCUCCACGACUGCGCCGGCCACGGAAUCUGGUCCACCCCGCGCGACUGGACCCGCUUCAUAACCAUGAUCCUCGCCGACGGCGCGCCCCUCCUCAACCCCUCCAGCAUAGAGGAGAUCUUCCGCCCGCAAACCACCGGCGUCCCCGAGCUGCAAGCUCUCCUCUCUGGCCCGCUCCGCGCAUCCCUCCUGUCAACCGCCGCGAUGGAAGCCAACAACAUUGAGAUUGCGCUCGGCGGCCCCGUCUACAUGGACUCUAUCCCCGGCAAGCGCUCCGCGGGCACGCUGCAGUGGGCUGGCCGGCCGAAUCUGUUCUGGUGGAUUGAUCGGGCCAAGGGCGUUGCUGCGACUACGUUUACGCAGGUUAUUUCGCCGGCUGAUGGGCGGUUUGCGGCGUUGACGGGGGCGUUGGAGGUUGCUGUUUAUGCGGAGCUUGUUUGA
This is a messenger RNA of Aspergillus mulundensis, 9225 nucleotides long. RefSeq lists its product as uncharacterized. The record is from RefSeq and is a predicted model, not a curated record. The transcript has 13 exons. The coding region runs from base 1 to 9225 and encodes 3074 amino acids. Gene Ontology annotation, molecular function: oxidoreductase activity; fatty acid synthase activity; 3-oxoacyl-[acyl-carrier-protein] synthase activity. NCBI's taxonomy places the organism in Eukaryota, Fungi, Ascomycota, Eurotiomycetes, Eurotiales, Aspergillaceae. Gene Ontology annotation, biological process: fatty acid biosynthetic process; secondary metabolite biosynthetic process.